Messenger RNA from Penicillium antarcticum, 1005 nucleotides. RefSeq names its product CIA30 family protein. Lineage: Eukaryota; Fungi; Ascomycota; Eurotiomycetes; Eurotiales; Aspergillaceae. The record is from RefSeq and is a predicted model, not a curated record. The coding region runs from base 1 to 1005 and encodes 334 amino acids. Gene Ontology annotation, cellular component: mitochondrion. Gene Ontology annotation, biological process: mitochondrial electron transport, NADH to ubiquinone; mitochondrial respiratory chain complex I assembly. The transcript is spliced from 3 exons.
AUGAUCCCAACAAAACGCCUAGCCCAAGGUGGCUUUUUCAGACGUAGUGCUGACGAAUUUGGUCGCCUGUCCAGGAUUGCCUGGAACACAGAAGCCCUCCACACACCCACGAAGCCUUAUUCGAUCCUCAACUUCGAAGAUGAAAGCACGGUUACAAGCUGCAAAACCAUGGCCGACCGCGCCGUAGGAGGGUUCAGCACUGCCAGCUUAGACUUCGAAUCAGCAGACCCUUCAACAAACACACCCUCGCAUGCCCGGUUCCACGGCACCAUCUCAACUAAACUCCCAGAGAACUGGCGAGUCGAAAGGACUGGCUACGCCGCCUUCCGCAACCAAGACAGAGGCCUGUGGCUUUUCGGUCGCCUUUUUUGGGAUGUCGAUCCAUAUGCGUACCUGGCAUUACGGAUUAAAUCGGACGGUCGACGAUACACCGUGAACGUUCAGAGUGACUCCAUCGUCGACACGGAUAUCCACCAGCACAGACUAUACACGAAACACCACCGCGUACGCGACAUCGAAGAUCAUAAUGACGCCCCUGACUCCGUAGACGAACUCUUCCCCGAGGGUAUGCCUGCGGCACUCUCAGACGUACCGCCCCAAUCCACGAUCCUGUCGUCAUCGACUAGUACGACAACAUCUGGGGGAACCGGGUGGGAGACUGUUCUAUUACCAUUUAACUCUUUUGUUCGCACGAACCAUGGUUACGUGAUCGAGCCCCAGACAUCGUUGAUGCGCCAGCGCAUUAAGAGUAUUGGUAUUGGCUUGACGGACCGUGUAGAGGGGCCGUUUGAUUUGCGCAUUCAUAAGAUCUGGGCGACUAAUGGGAUGGGUGAGGCAGAGCAUGAAGAGGAGAAGCGGAUUUGUGGCGCGGAUGCCCUGCCUAUUGAUGAGGGUGUUCGGACGGGUUGGACUGAAGAGCCCGCGCCGAAGCCUGAGAGGGAGCAGCGACAGCAGAGCCCCAAGGAGAAGGGACUGAAGGGACUGAAGGGGGAGUGGGAUGAGUGA